UCGCUGAUUGGCUGACUCUCAGGCGGAAGAGAAACCUUUUCCGGCAGAUUCCGGCUGUGAGCACUGAGCAGCACGAUGGCGACUGAUUCCUGGGCCCUGGCUGUGGACGAACAAGAGGCGGCGGCAGAGACAGUGAGACAUGGUGGACCACCAGGGGGAAGGGGGGAGAGAGGGAUGGGGGGGACCACCAGGGGGAAGGGGGGGAGAGAGGGAUGGGGAAUGCCCCAGGGGAAGGGGAGAGGAUGGGGGGACCACCAGGGAAGGGGGGAGAAAGAGGGAUGGGGGGGACCCACCAGGGGAAGGGGGAGAGAGGGAUGGGGGACCACCAGGGGGGAAGGGGGGAGAGAGUGAUGGGGGGACCACCAGGGGAAGGGGGGGAGAGCAUGGGGACCACCAGGGGAAGGGGAGAGUGAUGGGGACCUACCAGGGGAAGGGGGAGAGAGGGAUGGGGGGACCACCAGGGGGAAGGGGAGAGGGAUGGGGGGACCACCAGGGGAGAGAGGGAUGGGGACCACCAGGGGGAAGGGGGAGAGGGAUGGGGGGACCACCAGGGGGGAGAGAGGGAUGGGGGGGACUACCAGGGGAAGGGGAGAGAGGAUGGGGAUUCACUGGGAGAGAGUGAUGGGGAAAACGUUUGGUUCUCCCCCUUAUUUGGAGUUAUUCCAUAAAAUGUAAAAUCUACGCUUCGUUUCCACGCCUACAGUUUUCCACACACUGUUGUUUAUUCAUUCAGAGAAAAAGCUCCUAACGCGGCCUGAAACAUUGAUUUUAGAUUUUAUGGAAUAACUCCAAAUAAAGUUGUAGGAAAAAAAAACAAAAAAAAAAAAACACACAAGACUUUGAGUGCUAGCCCAAUUUUUACUUUGUGUGUGUGUAUGUGUAUAUAUAUGUAUGUAUGUAUGUAUGUAUGUGUGUAUAUAUAUAUAUAUAUAUACAUACACACACACACACACUCUCACGGUCUUUUGGUUUCUUUAAAACGAUUUUCCUUUUAUUUCAUUGCUUAAAACUUGAUCGACAUUUCAGCCACAAUACAUGGCUUUCAUCAGGAUCUUUACAGCUCAAAGAAGCUGUAAAGAUCCUGAUGAAAGCCAUGUAUUGUGGCUGAAAUGUCGAUCAAGUUUUAAGCAAUGAAAUAAAAGGAAAAUCGUUUUAAAGAAACCAAAAGACCGUGAGUGCUUGCCUCUUGUUCCCUAUAUUUGUGUAUAUUAUGGCAUUGGCUUGACAGCACCAGGCAGAAAUCCACAUUGAAGUGUGUGUGCAAGGAGACAGUAGGUGUGUGUGUGUGUGUGUGUAUGUAUAUGUGUAUAUAUAUAUGUAUAUGUGUGUGUGUAUAUAUUACACUCUCUCAUGCAAUGCUAAGAUAAAUCUAUAGCAUGCUUUUAUCAAUAACCAUGGAAUAAGGAAACAUCUCUAAUAGAAAAUGCUGCUGUAACUAUCCUAGUCUAACUACAAUAAAUCAUUCCCAUCCAUCAUUGUUCAAGUAAUAACAUUAAUUUAGCUGUGUACCUGUCUUGCCCAACACACCUUUUUAAAGAGCUGGCAAUGAAACCUCUGCUAUAGACUUUAUUUCAUAGAUGCCUAUUAAAAUAAAAAAAACUUGUAGUAAAAGUGAAUUGCUGAUCUGGAUCUUGGAUGAGGUGGCUCAGAGAGAGGGAGGAGAAGGGGCUGGUGACAAAUGUAAGGAUACAGAGAGGUUUGGCAAACAAAAAAUGCCUUGCUUUACUUUGGAAACGAGGAUCUUCUAAUGGUAUCAAAGCAGUUGAACCUGACUCUCUGUUUAAAAAUGUUAUUGUUCAGUCGUGUCCGACUCUCCGUUACCAUAGGGACCACACAUGCCAGGUGCCUCUGAGCUCCAACAACUUCAUGUUCGUGGCUUCAGUGACCUAAUCUCUCCGUCUCUGUCGUCCCCUUCUUCGUGUGCCUUCAAUCUUUCCCAGCAUCAGUCUUCUUUAGAGAAUCCUGCCUUCUCAUUAUAUGGCCAAAAUAUUUGAGCUUCGUGACCAUAGCUUCCAGUGAUUUCCUGUAGUACGGAUUUAUUGGAUCUUCUUGCAAUCCAAUGGAUUCUAAGCAGUUUUCACAAACACCGUUCAAAGGCAUCAGUUCUAGGACGCUCAGCCUUCUUUAUAGUCCAGCUCUCACAUCCAUAUGUUACUACUGGGAAUACCAUAGUUCUGACUAUGCGGACCUUUGAUAGUCUAAUAUCUUUAGUUUUUACCAGCUUGCCAUAGCUUUCCUCCCCAGAAGCAAACCCCUUUUAAUUUAAUGACUGCAGUCACCAUCUGAAGAGAUCUUUGAUCCCAGGAAAAUAAAAUCUGUCACUGCCUCCACUUCUUCCCCAUCUGUUUUCUAUGAUCUUAGUCAUUUUAAAGGAACACUAUAGUCACCUAAAUUACUUUAGCUAAAUAAAGCAGUUUUAGUGUAUAGAUCAUUCCCCUGCAAUUUCACUGCUCAAUUCACUGUCAUUUAGGAGUUAAAUCACUUGUUUCUGUUUAUGCAGCCCUAGCCACACCUCCCCUGGCUAUGAUUGACAGAGCCUGCAUGAAAAAAAAAAAACUGGUUUCCCUUUCAAACAGAUGUAAUUUACCUUAAAUAAUUGUAUCUCAAUCUCUAAAUUGAACUUUAAUCACAUACAGGAGGCUCUUGCAGGGUCUAGCAAGCUAUUAACAUAGCAGGGGAUAAUAAAAUCUUAAUUAAAUAGAACUUGCAAUAAAGAAAGCCUAAAUAGGGCUCUCUUUACAGGAAGUGUUUAUGGAAGGCUGUGCAAGUCACAUGCAGGGAGGUGUGACUAGGGUUCAUAAACAAAGGGAUUUAACUCCUAAAUGGCAGAGGAUUGAGCAGUGAGGCUGCAGGGGCAUGUUCUAUACACUAAAACUGCUUCAUUAAGCUAAAGUUGUUCAGGUGACUAUAGUGUCCCUUUAAUUUGCUUUUUUGCUUUCCUGAGCUAAGCCCUGCAGUGUGGGCUCGUUAAUUGGCUGAGAACAUCAACUGGGUCGCGGGGGGUGGGUUUAAACCAUGCCAGCCAUAAUAUCUGAACUUAUUUUGAUUCUUUACAGUUGUAUCUUUGAGUAAUUUUCAUGGUUAUAGUGGAACUGUAUGUCUUGAAGACUGUUUAUUUUCAUUUCUACAAAUCUAAUAUUCUUUUUAUUGAAUUUACUGAGCUAAGUAGUAUGGUAUCUUUGUUUUAUGCAUAUCACGUACAAAUAAGUGAUUUUUGUUCCUCCAUGUAGCUCAACAAGUUGGUCCUGAAAGAAGAUGAUGAACCUCCUAAGUCAGAAAGUAACAGUGAGUAUAACUUAAAGCAACUACUAAACCUUCUUUGACUGAUAAUGUACUAACGAUAGACCAGGUGUUUCCUGCCAUUGGUCAACAAAGCAUUGUGGAUGGACGAUAGUAGUUACAGGCAAGAUUGGACACUGUUCUUCUAUAGCAGGGGUGAUAUCACCGUCACGGAUACCCCUUUUCCAAGAGAAACUACAAAUAAUUCCCACUGGCAAAAUAUCACUGGCAUAGAAUAACACACACUCACACUCUCACACUACAGAAAAAUGCACAAUUUUGCAACACCCCAAAAUACAGGGAAACCCCACAAAAGUCACAUCCCUGGAUCUGGGCGAACAAUUGUAUCCAAAAAUCACCCAGAUCCAUUCGGUAGUUUUGGAUCGCCAUCGUGGGGAAGUUCUGACCGGUCUGCCACGAGGAGUAAGCCCAAAAUAGUUCCAUGUAAAUUGUGGCAAGAGCCGGUCUCCGUUCGUGGGGUUUUGUAUGAAAACCACCUAAGAGAGAGGAAAACUGGUUCAUGUAGAAUGCUCCCCAUGUUUGGUAGUCUGUAACUCCUGGAUGCCGUUUGUAUAGGUGAACUGGAACAGGACGUAAGUCCAUGGUGACCAGUGUUCGCGAGAGUAACUGGCCAAAAUUAGUUCCAGGCACUCUACGACCAAGUACCGCUGCCAGAGUUUGGGAGACAAGAUGGCCACCAUCCAUUGUUUCAGCCAUGUGCGUUCUCAUGUACGAAAUGGCAGUCACCUAGUGGAGCAUUCUAUUAAUGAUUUCCUUUGCAGUUUUCGUACAGAUACAUAAUGUUCUAAUUGGUUUCUGGGGUGGUCUGGGUACGGGAACCAAACAAAAUGAAUGUAGACACGAACAAAAUAAACGAAAGAGCCUUAAGUGAUAGGGAUAUUCAUUCACAAGGGUCACACGGAUAUUUAUAACAUGUGGACCAUUCAAAAUUAGUCUGCUGUAAUUGAGUCAAACGUUUAACUCCCCACUAAUGUGAUGGCUGGAACUACUUGCCUUUGGUGAGGUGUAUGUGUGUGUGUGUGUGAUGUUGGCUGGUCCUGAUAAUGUUGCUACUCGCAACAGCUUUUCCAGGUUUGCGUCACUCAGACUGGAGCGCAGUUAACACUUUGCGAUGUUCACUACAGUCACGCUUACUCUGUUGUGUGUGUCGCUCAGUAAAUGUAGCGGAAUAGAGGACCUAACUUCACUUUUAUUCCGUUUGUUCAGCUGUCCGUACCCCCCCUCGUUCGUUUACUGAACCAACUUUGUGGGUUCCCUGUGCCAGAAAUGCCACUGCCACGUGUUCCUGGAGGGGCCUGCUAGCUAGCCUCCUGCCCAAAGACCAUGGGCCCUGCAAAAAACAAUGUUAAAAGACUUUCUUUGUGCCAUUUCGCUAAACUGCUCGGGAACCGAACAGACGCCUGAACCUAGGACCACCCAUGUUCUUGUUAAGCCAUAUUGACACCUGGUGACGAUUCUUAUCUGGGUGGCUGCAAUUCAUAUGAACGACCAUGAGGUGAGGGCCAUCUUGUUCGUAUGAACACAGGCAGCGGUGUUUUGGGAGUCUGUGUCUGAUUUUUAGUUCCAUGACCAAACACCACUGGACUUCCAUCAUCGCCUGCGUUCAGUUCUGUAUAUCGUAGAUCAACACUUCGGUAGAAUCAUUUGUCUGGAUGAGGGGAACAAGCUCCAUGUUCGGAAAUUUUUUUUUUUAUUUUUUAUUUUUUUUUUUUGGUGCUACCAAAGUUGACCGACGGUUACCACUUUUCUCAUGGAGCUAUUUUGGGCAGAAGCCAUGUUUGCGUUCAGUCAAAACGUGACUUCCGUGGAAAACCUGAACCGAUCUGGGUGAUUUUUGGAUAUGUUGGUCACACAGAUUAGGGCUAUCCGGAGAUGUAUUUGAGGGGUACUUUUGGGGUGAUUGUGUUUUCUGUACUUGGACAUAAUUGGGUUAGUACAGUUCCUGACUCCAUUAUCUCUCCGGCACAGGAAAGGGAUUAACCUGUGAUUUUGUGUAAGAAACCCCUUGCAUGGGCUUGUGGGGGGUUUAAUGAUUAAUCUGUGGGUAGGUAUUAAUGGUUCUUUUGGGUAUGAUACUGGAACACAAGGCUACUGGCCAUUAAUAUAUCAAGGGACCCCCUAUCCAAGAGGGAAUCUAUGCAUAUGGCAAGCUAGAGAGUUGGCUUUUAUUUAAACCAGACAUCCAGGCCACUUAUGUGUGACUUCUCACUCCUUACAGAGCAGCACUGUUGGAGUCCUAGCUUCAAAGAGGAAUUAAGGCUAUAAACCUUCUGACCUCCCAUGCAAACAAAUUGGCCCAUUUUGAAAAUGUAUUUUUGUAUUAGUUUGUUUGUUUGUUUUUUUUUUUUUAAGAAUAUAUAUUUUUCUGUAGAGGAUCCUGGGAGGAAAAGCCCUGUAUUAUUGUAUGGGAUACCCCAUGUAGGGGUCUGUGCAUAAAAGCAGUGUGUGGCCAAAAUAAAAUGAGAUGACUCCCAGAACUGUGUCGUCCAGUUACUGGGGGAAAGUGUCUUGGGAUAUUUUGCGGUAUGUUUCAGCUACGAAGACUAAACAGCAGAAAUACAUAUGCUUGGUAUUAGAGCUCCGCCAAAGUAAGCCUACCUGGAACUGAAUGCUGUGGGAGCUGGAGGUAAAAUUCCCACUUUCCAUCACCUUCCUGUUGUCAAGGUCAGCUGCUUGAGUGCAGGGUAAAGGGGGAACAGAAAGCUCCCUCCCUUACACUGCUCCCACUGCCAGCUGUAUUGCGUCUGCACCAGCCCAUAGCACGUCCCUCCUUAAUCCCUCGGACUCUCUCUCAGUGCGAGUGGGAAAAUAAUUUAAAUGUCGUUAGGGCUAUUGCCUUGGCAGGGUCUGACCUUAUACGACCUGACGUUACCUACCCCUGUUAUAUAGAAACACCUGGCUCGUCUCCUUCACUCUGCUUAUAGAGCUGCAGGUGACUUACUGUUAGCAGAUUUCUGAAUCUCCUGUGUGAAGUUGGAUGGUGAUCACUAUCAUCUGGAAUAUUGGAUAUAGCUGUCAUUAGUCUAGUACAGUCAUAGCUGCUUUAAUUAUCCCAUGAAUCCUUCUAGGUUUGAAUGGAGCAGGUGAUGCUGGAAACACUGAAAAGACUAAUGGUGACAGUGAUGAAAAGACAGAAGAUGAUGACAAAGGUGAGGUGAUUUAACAGUGUGUACACUACAUAUACUUCUCAGUGUUCAGUUUUCUAAAAAGAAACUCGUUAUUCGGAAGCCAGGUAUGGGGGUGGGGGCGAAUCGGCACUAGUAUUCAAUGGGUAGACCGACAACAAAUGAUUAUUUAAUGUAAAAAGAAAAAAAAAAAGAGAUGUGAAUUGCCAUCUGGAUACAAGGUUUCUAUUGUUGGUGCCUCCGCCAGUAUAACUUGCUGGAUAAUGAAAGACCCAUGAAAUUCAAUGUAAUUGGCUUCUUCCUGUGCUAUAAGUCUGCUUGUUACAAUUGCAGCAUUUUGCUGCAUGAUUACAGGUGUUUGCAAUUAUCUCUAUUAAAGUGAAUUCUUUAAAAAGAGGACUGCACAAGUCACCCACCUCAUGCUCUGCUACUAGAGUAUUUAUUUUGAUCCACUUUGGAACUUUAUAAGUUUAUUCAGGAUGAUCUCAUAUCUGACUGUUUACAGAGGACAAAGCUGCACAGUCGCUGCUCAACAAGCUUAUUCGGAAUAAUCUGGUGAACACAACGCACCAAGUAGAAGUAUUGCAACGGGAUCCAAACUCUCCCCUAUACUCCGUCAAAUCGUUUGAAGAGCUGAGAUUGUAAGUAAUGGCUUGCUGCUGCCAAGCACCCUUUGUGAUGUGAUUUAUUUCCUGUAAUACGAUUCAGACAGUUAUGGUGAAGGAAUAUAGAAUUUCUGUUAAAAGGCAAUGGCCUGCCAUACAAUCUCCUCCGAUUUCUGGUUUAUUUGUAUUUGGCAUUUUUGGGGGGAGGGGGUUGGUUUAAGUGUUGAUAUUCACAACUGUGCUCAGGCAUUUGUGACAAAUCUUCCUCUACCAGCACAGGGGAGGAAUGUCUGAUUUAAUAAAGCCACUCCUGGUUGACCUGCUUGGCUCACUGUGUAUUUACGAGGUGCCCUUCUAGCGAAGUAAUGUGCAGGAUGCUUCAACAUCCAGGCACUAAUUGAAUUUCCCAGCCAAAUCCCUCAUCUGCGUCUCCAAGGCAACCAGAUCCAAUGAGGCAUGGUUUUCUCUACAGGUUCGAUGGGUUGCUUUCUGCAUGAGAGACUUACACAGCGUUUCCCAUUGGAGAUUCCUACAUUUAAAUUUCUGCAUUCAACAGAAGUCUUAUUAAAUAUCAAUUAGAUUAACUUUCAAUAAAAUGAGUUUUUGAUGGAUUCUUGUUCUGAAUUUGGGGUGCUUAUUUUCUGAUAGUCCAUGCUGAGGUUUUGUCAUAACCUGGGGGGGGGAGUGAGGGGCACGUGUAACUAAGUCACAGGGUCACUCUUCGGGUCUUAGUGUCUUUAAAAAAAAAAAUUAGCUUUUUCAAAAAAAGAAAAGCAGCACACUACAGUGUGCUAGAAAGCCUUGCUAAAAUGUUUCUCAAAUGUUGUUACACAUUCUAAAAUGUGUAUUUUUACUAUGAAAAAUAAAGCUGCAUAAUUCCCUCCAUCCCUAUAUAAUGCUGAGAUUGUUUCAUGCAUAGUAAUAGGUAGUGAAAUAAUACAUCUGUGUUCUCUUUAUUUGGUGUCAGUGUGUCUUUAAACGCAUUGCUUCUACUUUACAGGAUAUGUUUGACACCUAAAAAAUGCUCCCCCAAGCCAAGGGCCAUUGGUUAUAAUGUUCAUGGCUAUGUGUCUUGUAACCAUUGGCCCUAUGCAUUCCUUUAUUGUAGUCUAUUUCGAAGUUCCUGGUUUGCACAAUUUACUAAUUUGUGUUGGUGUGGCAUAAGUCAGUCCAUCCGUAUGUUAUGUCUAAGUACAAACUGAGCCCAUUUAAGUAGUUUGAGAGUCUGAGCAGUGUGUGUCGAACUGUAUUGAGUCUGUUUGACCAAAAAGCCCUAGCAACAGCGCAGAUCCUAAAGCUACAGUGGGCCCCUGUCUGCCUGCUGUCUCAGGAGACCAAUAAGUUUCAUUUCAAAUAUGUUACUCUUACACUUUUUUUUUCUUCUGCAGGAAACCACAGCUUUUGCAAGGAGUUUACGCAAUGGGAUUCAACAGACCUUCCAAAAUCCAGGAGAAUGCACUGCCCAUGAUGCUGGCUGAGCCGUAUGUUGAUUUAAUUGGGGGAGGGUUGUUGUUUUUAUUUUGGUAGAUGUUGGCUUGUGAUGGAUUCUUCUGUCUUCUCACACAUUCCACCCACUCUCCUCCAUGACUGUUACGUUUAGGUAUCCUGUUUAUUAGCGUCUCCGACAUGGCAUGUUGUGCUUUGAGGACGAGCCAUGUGUUUUCGGGUUAUACCUGUUGCUUAGCAACAUUCCCAGAACCUUUUUUUUUUUUUAUUUUUUUUUUUAAUUAUUAUUAUUAAUAAUUUUUUUUAUUUUUUUUUUUUGCUGGCUCUAUAAGCCUUGUCUGAUUUAAUUUGCUGAUCCGCUCCCCUCCUGUUUUCAGGCCCCAGAAUCUAAUUGCUCAGUCCCAGUCUGGGACAGGUAAAACGGCUGCCUUCGUUCUCGCUAUGCUCAGUAGAGUGAAUCCUGCAAACACUUACCCGCAGGUAAGGAAGGGUUGUGUUUAGAAGUAAAUACAUUAACACGUUAGUUCAAGGACGCAGGCAAUUGUCCAACUUCUGAACAAAAAAACCUAGAAUUUGUGAUCUGUUUUGUGCCACUGUAAUAUGUGCUUCAAUACAUGUUUUCUUUCCUAGUUUAUUAUAUAUAAUUUUUUUCAUAACUUGUCUAUAUAUUCUCUUAAAUUUGUACCUUUUACAAAUUGAGUCCUGGUUGUUAAAUGCCUCAUAUGUCUAGGAUUUAAGCAAUUUUUUUUUUCAGUUAUAGUACAAAUAUUGCAAGGAGUGAACUAUGGUAUUAAAGUAAAUUUAUUUUUGCACUCACUAAAUUUCCGUAUGUCCCACUAUUAUAACGAACCAUUGUUUUAUAUUUUGACACAUAAUGUCCGUUACGCACAUGCCAAUUUUCUUUUUUCAUUAUUUGACUUUACUGGGUCCAUGCCACUUUGGGGGCAAAAAAUAGCUGCCCCCAACUGCGCAUUUCCCCCAUCAUGACAUGCCAUUAGAAAAAAACAACUUUGGCUGUUCCAUAUUGAGUCUCUUCACAGGCCAUCACAAAUGAAAAGGAAUUUGGUGUGGUCUAACCAGCUCAAACAAGAUUUUGCUCAAGUCUUCUAAUCCCUGUGGAAUAGAUUGACACUUUAUCAAUCAACGUUAUCCAAGCCUCCACUGUUUGUGUAUGCUCUCUGUGAUCAUGGUGUAUGUUUGUCAGAGAGAUAAUUAAUCGUUAAAAGAAUCUCUAGGCAUACAGCAUUUGUAUACUUGAUUUGUAUUUGUUUCUAUUUGGGGGGGGGUGGGGGUACUGAGGUUUUUUAGAUAUAUUUAAAAUUGUCUUUAACACACCUCUAUGAAUGUUUCUUCACGGUAGUGUUUGUGCCUCUCCCCUACCUACGAACUGGCCUUGCAGACCGGUAAGGUCAUCGAGCAGAUGGGGAAAUACUAUCCAGAGCUAAAACUGGCAUAUGCUGUGCGUGGGAACAAAUGUGAGUAUUGCAGUGUCCACCUGCAUAGUACCAAACCAUUCUGAGUAGCUCCCUAAUGGUACUCCAUAUUCCAUCCUUUGCAGUGGGUUGGUACCAAACCAUUCUGAGUAACUCCAUAUUCCUUCCUUUACCGUGGGUUGGUACCAAACCAUUCUGAGUAACUCCAUAUUCCUUCCUUUACUGUGGGUUAACAACAAACCAUUCUGAUAACUUUCCAAUGGUACUCCAUAUUGCUUCCCUUAUCGUGGGUUAGUACCAAGCCAUAUUGGGUAAUGCUCCCUGUGGUGUACCAUGUUCCUCUUACUGCCCUUGUAUAAAUGCUGGCACAUAUUGUAUCACAAUUUUCCAAAACAAAGGAUUAGUUAAAUUCAAGAACAACGUAAUAUCUUUACGCAGCAAAUGUGAGACUGUUUGUUUGAAAUGUUAAAUAAAAUUAAUUUGUAGUCUGUAUAAAAUGUCUGAGGAUGAUAUAAUGUGAACAUAGACUGGGCGAGUUCACAAUUGCAUACAUUUUUUCCUAUCGCAUGCAAACCGAUGCAUGCAGAAUAUUUAUAUCUCUACAUAUAGGCAGAGAGAGAGAGAUUGUAGCCGUAUUAGUCCAGAGAUGUAAAAUAAGAGAUCACAUUAGUAUCUUGUAAUAAAGACAAAAAACAGUGAAUGUAAUAAACCAUGCGUAUUCCUCCAUUAAUUGGAGGCGAUAUACAAAAGGCAUAUACUUUCAUAGUGUAAUAUAGUUGAGACAAGUAUUGGUAAUAAUAGACAGUUGGCAUCUCACACUUGGCAGAGCUACAUAUUGCAGGCUCUGGUUAUAAUGGCAUUAGAUGGUAGAAGUGCUCUUUGUCCACCUCUCUACCAAGAGGAAUAAUGUAGGGACUUGAAUCAGGAAUGGGGUAAAAUAACUUUUUUAAUAUAAAAUCUGUAGCACAAGCCAUACACACAGACUAAAAGUCCAGAUAACACUCAGCACAAUACGUUUCGUUCUUCAUGAUCUUCAUCAAGGUGCAUAACCACCGCACAAUAUAGGGUCUAGGUCCGGAAAUUGCAUUUUACACCCGUUUCUCAGCAUUCCCACCAAAAAAAGUGCUGUUUCAUGUGACACUCUAUGGUUGACCAUGUCUUGUCUGACAUGUCCUUAUUAUAUAUGCUCAGCAUAUCAAAAAUAAAGAAUUAAAAGUGUAUAUACAUUUAACAUAAGGAUUUCAUGGGCUUCAUAGAUUAAACAAGAAGAAAAAGAUAUAUUUAAAAAACAUUUUGAUACAAUAACAGCGUGUACACAAAUAACAUAACACUAUAUAGUUCCAAUAAGAGAACUUUAUAUAACCAGUUUUUUUUGUUUAAAAAAAAAAAAAAAACCUGUGAAUAAAUGAGAGUAAUUAUUAGAAAAAUAAAAAUGGUAGGGAAGGAGAUAUAAGAAAUAAAAGGUCACUUUUGAAAAAAUGUAUAAAAAUCCCUAAAUAGCAGGGACAUGAUCUGUACACCAAAACUGCUUCAUCAAGACAAUGUUUUGAUCUGUUUAAUGCCAGAAUCUUGCGAUUGACUGUGUAUGCGGGUUUCUAGGAUUGAGCUGCCAAUACUAGAUUGUAUCCUUAACAUGUCGACUUCAGCAUAAACAUCUCUGCCAUCAUGUUAAUACUACGUAUUAAAGAUCUGUCUAACUCCAUGCAAUCUGUGGAUUAAAUCUUCUUAAAGUAUUGCAGUGAAUUUGCAUCAUUUUACGCUUUAAAGGACCACUCUAGGCACCCAGACCACUUCAGCUUAAUGAAGUGGUCUGGGUGCCAGGUCCAGCUAGGGUUAACCCAUUUUUUCAUAAACAUAGCAGUUUGAGAAACUGCUAUGUUUAUGAAUGGGUUAAGCCUUCCCCUAUUUCCUCUAGUGGCUGUCUCAUUGACAGCCACUAGAGGCACUUGCGUGCUUCUCACUGUGAUUUUCACAGUGAGAGCACGCCAGCGUCCAUAGGAAAGCAUUAUGAAUGCUUUCCUAUGUGACCGGCUGAAUGCGCGCGCAGCUAGCCCAGGAGGAGAAGGGUGGGGGCACCCUCAGGGCACUAUAGUGCCAGGAAAACGAGUUUUUUUUUUUUUUUUUCCUGGCACUAUAGUGGUCCUUUAAGCAAAUGUACCAUGGCUGUGUUUAAUAUUGUUCCUUGCUUGGGUUUUGAAGUAACUUGUGAGGUUUGACCAAAGUCCCUGCUCACAGAUGCUAUAAAUCUCCUUUUUGAUGUUUCCUCAGUGGAGCGCGGCCAUAAGAUCUCUGAGCAGAUUGUCAUUGGAACCCCAGGUACAGUCCUGGACUGGUGCUCCAAACUAAGGUUCAUUGAUCCCAAGAAGAUCAAGGUGUUUGUGCUUGAUGAAGCAGAUGUGAUGAUUGCAACUCAAGGACAUCAAGAUCAGAGUAUCCGAAUCCAGAGGUGAGCGCCCACUUUCUUCUAAUGACUGAAAGCCUAUUUAAUGGCAGAUUUAGACCAGAGGGAGCUUGUCGUCUGACCGCUUUCCUUUUCACCACUUUUUAAAACCGUAUACACCUCCUAGCCAUUCCCAGGAUACACCUAUGCAUAUUCAUUUUACAAGUGCCUGUAGUUUUUUCUUCUGUUUUUGUCUAUCACAGACAACUGGCACCGUUUUCGAUCAUGGCGUGCCUUCUUUGUGCCCCUUAUUGCAGUGUUGUUGACUCAAUAAUUUUAUUUAUUUUUUUUGGAUAACUUUUAUUUAUUUUUCUUAUACAGCCGUGUGUGUUGCGUGUUAACUCCUUUACCGGCCGUCUUGUCUAGAGGUGACACGAGCCAUAGAAUACCAUUUACAAAAAGCACCACAAACCAUUGCUUUCCUCUCUGAUGCGUGGCCUGUUUGUGCAGACAUGGGCCAGAUGUGAUGUCACCCCCAGAACAUAGAAAGAAGGCAAAAGGGUUCUGUGACUAGUAACAGUUUGUGUACAACCUGAAAUAGGACAAGUAGAACUUAAAGGAAAGCUAUCGUGCUAGGAAAACCAAUGUUCCCAGACGCUGGAUCGGGUUCGCCUUUACUCCUCCAAUAGGAUUUCCCUAUAGGAAAGCAUUAAUCAAUGCUUUCCUAUGGGGGUCCGGUGACACUGGAAGUCCUCAUGCAUAGCAUGAGGACGUCCAGCGUCGUUUAGGCGACCAAAAGUUGCCUUGAAGCCCGGAAGUCCCUCUUGUGGCUCUCUGGUAGACAGACACUUGAGGAGGCAUUAACACUAGCAGGUAAUUAUUGCAGUUUAUAAAAACUGCAAUAAUUACAUGCUAAGGGUGAUGGGAGUUUGCACCCAGACCACUUUGAUGUGCUGAAGUGGUCUGGGUGCCUACAGUGUCCCUUUAGCCCCUGGAGGGUAUAUUUAAAGCUAGUACUUGUGAGAAACCCAAGACCAGGCUACAAAUUUCUAUUUUGUAUACAGUAAACUGGCUUAAUCAAUAAAUUACUCAUACUGCAUGUAGCCAUAUAACCUCACCCAGGCAUAUUUUAGACAUUUUGCUUGCUGUAUGGGAAUCUAUGUUCUAUUAAUAAGACUAGUUCAAUGCCACAUGUCCUACAUGAAAACUAAAUGCACUUUCCACAUUUUGCCCUGAUUUUCUUUUUUUUUUUUUUUUUCUGGAUUGUGUUAUUUGCAGAAUGUUGCCCCGUGACUGCCAGAUGCUCCUGUUUUCUGCUACAUUUGAAGAGUCUGUAUGGAGAUUUGCUCAGAAAGUCGUUCCUGAACCCAAUAUUAUCAAAUUGAAACGGGAAGAGGAGACCCUGGACACAAUCAAACAGUAUUACGUGCUCUGUAACAACCGGGAGGAGAAGUUUAAAGCUCUCUGCAAUAUUUAUGGUUCCAUAACCAUCGCACAAGCUAUGAUCUUUUGCCAUGUGAGUAGAUGGCUUCAGAAAGACCUGCUUGUGCCAUGUCCGAGUAUUUGUGUUGGAAGUUCCAAAAGCUUAAGCCAUCAUCUUCUGUAAGCACAGACCUUCUCCUUUAACUAUUGCUUUAUUGUAGACUCGGAAGACUGCAUCUUGGCUGGCUGGUGAAUUGUCUAAUGAAGGACAUCAGGUGGCAUUGCUCAGCGGGGAGAUGGUGGUGGAGCAGCGAGCAGCUGUGAUCGAUCGCUUUAGAGAAGGCAAAGAAAAAGUUCUUGUUACAACUAAUGUGUGUGCCCGAGGUGAGUGCUUUUUCUUUAUUCCUCCAACUCCGAUAUCUUUAGAGGAGAAACUAACCUACCUUUACUAACAGAAAUGUACCUCAUGGAGGUUCAUCAGCUGAUUAGUAGUCAGUGUUUUUUUUUGUUUUUUUUUGGGUUUUUUUAGCAUGAAGCUUCAUGCAUGUUUUGUGUUCUACAGAAAACUUGCAUGAAGUUUUACUUCAAGCUAAUAAAAGUUCUGCCACACAUUUGAUGUGCUUUUUUUAAUUUUUUUUUCAGAGUAUUACAUGUUCGUUAUUCUCUGUAAAUCCCAAAUCAUAAAACCAUUCCCUCUGUCUCCCCCCACAGGUAUUGAUGUGGAGCAAGUCUCUGUAGUGAUAAACUUCGACCUUCCAGUGGACAAGGAUGGAAACCCUGAUAAUGAGACAUACCUUCACAGAAUUGGUCGCACCGGACGAUUUGGCAAGAGAGGGCUGGCUAUCAACAUGAUUGACAGUAAACACAGCAUGAAUAUUCUGCAACGAAUCCAACAGCACUUUAGUAUGUUCUCCCAAUGCCUUAUUAUAAUGUUCUGUAGAACCCAUCUGUUUUAUAGCUUAGUUACAAGCCAUAUUUUGACAAAUGUACUUGUGUAGAAUUGCAACCCGUUUCAAAUUAAUUUUUUGGGAGGGUUGCGGAGGGUUUAAACUAAAGUACUUCUAGUGCUUAGUGACACUUUAGGGGCCACUGGUUGCUGAUGCCAUCACAACAUGGAAUGUCCCACUCGAUUGAUUUCUGACUCUACAGCACUACCUGUGUUACAUAAAAAGGACAUUCUUUAUCUGCAUGGGGCCUUGUAGUUUCACAGUAAUCUAGGUUGAAAAAAAGACUCCUCCAUUGAGUUCAUAAUUACAAAAAAGUCAUUUGAAAUAAGAAGGCCAAACAAAAAUAGUGAAGCGAUGGACAACUAUGCCAUAAAAAUGUAAAAUAUUCUAUUUAACUGCGUAAUACCAAUCAGAUUUCUCUUUGAGAGAGCAGCUAGCUCCUGCACAUAUUAAAAAUAUAUUUGAAAUGUCUGGUUUUCCCAAAAAAAUGCCCAUCCAUCUGGUGGUGGUUAUAGAGUUCAUUGGUCCUUUAUGGGAUAUGGUAUAUCCACCAUUAGUGUGACCUUCAGUGGGUAUGGCUUCCUUGUAAUAUUUCCAUCUCACUUUGAAAGCUAGAGAUGGUGGUAAGUGAACUAGGGGGAGAGUGUAGUUUGUAUUAAUUGCUCAUCGGAAUUAGUUGCCCUUUGAUUUAUUUGGCUGAAGCAGUUUUGUUAUCCUUGUCUCACAAUAUCUUCUUUGCCUUCCAAUUUGCUUUUGUUUUUAGAUAAGAAAAUUGAGAAACUUGACACGGACGACAUUGAUGAGCUUGAGAAAAUUGCCAACUGAAACGACUCCCCUUUCUUUACUCUUGACCAGUAUCUCCUUAGCGGUGGUCCUAAUCAUGUGGUCACACAGCGAAAAAAACAAGCCACAGAAAUUGCCUCAUUGUACCUGCCGUUACCUCCCAGUGUGGGGGAACAAGGUGAAGGUUUCAGAAGUGAUGUUUUUAGAGUAGCCUUAAUUGAAGUCUUUUUUUUUUAAAAUCCCUGGACGUUCUGCCAGACUGUUUUGCUAGGGGCGCAUUAAAACUUUUUUUUUUUUUUUUUUCUUCGAAUAGUUGAGACAAACACUUUACCAGUAACGGGCCCUGCCGUUCAGAGGUUUGGAACCGUUUCAGUAUCUCUGCUAUAAUUUAUUGCAAUCUCUGUAUUCCAUCACAAACGAGCUUAGUUAAGGAUGUGAGCUUGGAAUAUUGCCCAAGUUUAUGGGUGAAAAAUUGAUGCAAAGAGGGUGCUCCACACUAGAGAUUUUUUUUUUUUGGGGGGGGAGGGGGGGGAGGAGAGAGGAGGAAGGAGCCCAACUUAAUUUCUGUCGCUCUUAUUACAGGGGUUUGCAGUGUGUUUACAUUUCCCUUGUAAGACUGCAGGUAUAUCAUUUUCAUAUUACAAAAUCUCAUGGUAGAUUUUUACAUUUAUUUAAAAAAAAAAAAAAAAUUCUUUUUCAUAGUAUUAAGCUACUUCUAUUACACCAAUUUGUUGCUCGAGACCUACCCCUUUUAAGACUUAAUAGAACUUUCUUUACUAACAUUUAUAUGUGAUCUAUCCAACACAAGGAAUUUGAUAAGUUAAAAUAUUUGCUAUAUGAUUCUAGUAGUAUUAGGAGGGUAAGCAUUUUGCAGCCUUGCAAUGCUUUAAUAAGGCGAAAUUAAUUGAGCGACGCUGCUGAAUGUGUACAUUCACUUGGCGGCUUGCAGGAUUUGUAUAUUCAGGAGGGAAACUGACUUCCAGUGGUCUCCAGGGUAUUAAAUCCUGUGUUUAGGGGUGUAUCGGUGUUUGCUAGGGGCACUCUAGCUAUAGUCCAGCAUUGAGGGUCCGUAAAGUCCUACACACACGUCAUUUACCUCAGUCUGCACAGCAAGCCUUCACAAUGGUUGUAUGUGUAUUUUACAUUUUAGCAUAUUGGUUUAAAUCUGCUUCAGGACAGAAGCAACAAUUCUUUUACCAAGUAAAAAUAACAGAUUGGUUUAACCUGUACCUAAAAUUUUAGGAAGCAUGAACACUUUUAAUUAGCUUAGCAAUUUAGGGAGGUUAGAAGUGUGUACAGGACAGGGGUGGCCUAUAGGGAUGGGUUGGGCUUCCCGCUGGUCAUAUGCUACAUUUGCUUGAUUUUUCUUUUGAAUAAAGAAUGUGCGUCACACACGCUCCAAUCGUGGUCUGGGUGUUUCUGUGGGUGAGGG
Pelobates cultripes (western spadefoot toad) is the source of this 16873-nucleotide messenger RNA. NCBI's taxonomy places the organism in Eukaryota, Metazoa, Chordata, Amphibia, Anura, Pelobatidae. The record is from the annotation of a GenBank genome assembly.